Blastomyces dermatitidis ER-3 is the source of this 6011-nucleotide messenger RNA. RefSeq names its product nuclear pore complex protein Nup107. NCBI's taxonomy places the organism in Eukaryota, Fungi, Ascomycota, Eurotiomycetes, Onygenales, Ajellomycetaceae. The record is from RefSeq and is a predicted model, not a curated record. Gene Ontology annotation, biological process: regulation of DNA-templated transcription; post-transcriptional tethering of RNA polymerase II gene DNA at nuclear periphery; mRNA export from nucleus. The transcript has 6 exons. Gene Ontology annotation, cellular component: nuclear pore outer ring; nuclear pore. The coding region runs from base 124 to 3270 and encodes 1048 amino acids. Gene Ontology annotation, molecular function: structural constituent of nuclear pore.
AAGGUUUAUGAGCGACUUGAAGCUAACCUUCAAGAUCCUGUUAUUUGUUUACCAGGACAAUUGAGCUCCACGCUUGUUCUGCUGCCUACGCUCUAUUGAACCCAGCGGUUUGUCAACGAGGCCAUGGCGCCGUUGACGUAUUCGUCCGGAUUCCCUCUGAGCCAGCACAAUGGAUCUGCUGCUACUACCCAAGCUCCAACUAGCCGCCUCCAUGAUGUGGAAAUAAUAGAAAUCGAUGAUGACGAUGAAGAGGAAGAGGAGGAAGACAGCCUAGAAGAUGAAUUGGAGGAUGAGGACGAGGAAGAGGAGGAUGAAGAAGAGGAUGAAGAAGAGGAUGAAGAAGAUGACGAGGACGGAGAAGAGGACGAAGAAAUGACUGGGACGGAUUCUAUGGAAGAGAGAAGUUCUGAUUUUGAAGAGAGUGAUCAAGAUGCCAUAACGAUUUCCUCCGGCCCAGCUUCCCCGGGCCUACUAACAACUUCCGAUAUACAACAAGUUCUCAACCCACUUCGAAACACAGCAGACCGCGUGACAAGCCAAAUCGAAGCCUUUGCCCAGAGCUUAAAUCAGUUCAAACAGCAUGCUCGCGGCGCGCGUCCAGGCGACCCAGAGACAUUUCGUGAAGCUUGCAGAUUGGUCCAGAAAUAUCAAAAGAUUGCGGAGACAGCCGCAAAGGAGAUUUCAAGGAACAAUAGCCUUCGAAAAGUAAAACAAUCAGCAAUUAAUCGAGGCACGGGAGCUAGUCAAGGCCCCAAUCGUGGGAAACUGGAUGAGCAACUCAGGCGUUGGGAGUUGGAAGCUGAAACUUGGGAGUUAUUUUUUCAUAUGCUCUCCAUUGACGACCCUGAGUCACGCACCCGAGCACAAAGAGCUCAACAAACUGUCUUACAAUCGCUCCAUCGAUACUCUUCCGACAAGGAUGUUUGGGAUAAGUUCCUCGAAGCGGACCGCUUUGCAUUAGAGAACGUCGUUGUAUUAAAAUGGCUAGAGAAAACAGCAAGAUCAUCGCCCCAAGAUAUCGAUGGGUUGAUUUCGGAAUUGGAAACCCAAGCUGAAAGAGGUCAGGGGCUGUGGGCCCAUGGCUGGCUCUACACGAAAGAAGCAAUCAAAGGCGCAAAACGACUACGAUCGUGGCCACAGCCGCUAGAGCCUGAUGAUCCAGGGCUGACGAUGUCACUGCUGAGUGUAGAGAAACAAGAACCCCUUGUCACUCAGUUGGAUCCUGAUGCUGUCACCCGGCAACAGCAUGGACUUCAGAAACAAGAUCAGUUCUAUGAGCAAGCGGCUUGGUUAACAUGUUGGAAGAUGCUGAGGCAGGGCCAAAGCUGGAAAAAGAUUCAAGAGUGGUCUCAUGAACGAUUAGAGAACUGGAGGGCGAUCAGUGUUUGCGGCACCCCUGCUGAGGAUGAAAAUAAUGCUGCAGAUUCUGGUCUCACUCGACUGAUGAGCUGCCGAUCCCAGGAGGCAUGGAGAAGCGCGUGCCUAGCCCUUGCUAACAAUCCUGUAACUAGCAACUUUGAGAAGGCUGUAUACGCGCUUAUCUGUGGUGAAGCUGAGCCAGCUUACGCUAUUUGCCAGGGUUGGGGUGACUACAUCUAUGUGUUUUUUAAUCGCUCAAUCCUCGCGCGGUACAGAGAAUUUUGCAAGCAAUUUCAUCGGAAAUUGAGCUUCUCUCCCACAACAGAUAUGGCUUUGUCCCUUGAUCCUCCAGCAUACGACAACAUUCUCACCUUUCUGGAUAAUGUUAGGCGGAACGACAGAACUGCCGUUGAGGCUAGGAACCCAUACCGUACUAUCCAAGCAGCCAUCCUGAGCAAAAAUUACAACUCAUUCUUUUUCCACCAAGCGAACGCUGUCUCAAAGGCUGCUAGUCUAUCCAACAAAGCAACUCUCGUUCCGAAAACUGUCAUUGCCAAUGUUGAUGAUGCUUCCCUGAUUGCAGCUCGAGAUGAGGAUGCUAUUCGUAUCAUCAGCCACUUGUUUCUCGUUUUACAAUCCCUUGGAUAUGUCCGUUCUGACUCACAUUUUGUUCAAACUGCAACAGUCAAUGUUAUUGGCUACAUCAACCUCCUCCGCAAAGCGGGCAAACUCGAGCUCAUCCCGCUCUAUGCGUCGCUACUUCCGGAGAAUACCGCACACAUGGUACUUGGAAACGUGUUGAUUGAUAUUGUUGAGCCUGAGGACCGGGAGAGGCAGGUAACGAUAAUGAGGAGGCUAAAUAUCAACCUUUCAGCCAUCAUCGAGUGCCAGUGGCAAUUAGUAACUUCCCAAGCCGAUGCAAAGGAAGAUAAAACGACUACUAUUCGAUUGAAGAGGAGUGUUAUUCAUCAAGCAAAGGGGCCAGGCAGAAUCGGGCCUAUAAAGAAGAAUCUCAUUGGCCGCCGCAUUUCGCACGAAGACGAAUAUCUGAUUCGCUGUUUGGAAUGGCAUCGCUAUGCGGAUGAUCAAUUGCCAAACAUCUGCCCGAGAGGUACACAUUUAUACAAAAGAUUUAUGGGUGCUGGGCGUCUUGCUGCAGCUCGCGAGCUUUUUAAUCGUGUUCGCGUCGACAUGGUCCCGGGCGACAUUACGGGAUUAGGCCACUCACCUUUUCAAAUUUUGGCAAAUGGCUCCGAAAAUGGAUUCGAUGAACCUACUAGCCCAAUGAAAUCAAGCCCGACGAAGAGCCCUCUGAAAUCAGGCAUCCCGAGACGACGCCCAUUAUCGAGCAAUCUCAGAGCAGAGCUAUAUCUGCAAUCGCAUACAAUGCGUGAUUUGGAAUGCCUCAUCGCGGCAUUCGAUGCUUUGGAGACGUGGGCCGGACAGAUGGAUCAAUAUGAACAUCUCUCUGAUAAGCAGCAAACAAAAGAGUUCCGGAAAACGUUACAGGCAACGAUAGACACGAUCACAGAACGUAUCGAACCCCUCUGCGGUGAUUGGCUAUCUUACCCAACAGAUGACCUGGAAGCAACCGAACUCGAAUUCAUAAAAUCAACAUAUCUGCCAGAAGUCAUCCUGGCAUACCACAGCGCACUUUUCUUCGCAGGCCACACGAUUGGGCGCGAGGUCCUCACUCAGUGCAUGAUGCUUUCCUCCGUCGUAGCCUCAUCGCCAUCGCUCACGAACAGUUUUAUUGCAUCUGGGCGUAUGUGCGAAUUGGUAGACGCACUGGCACUGUCGAGCAUUGCGAUGAUGAGUGCGAAGGAGUCGAAGUUGAAGAAGAAGCUGGAGGAUGGGGCGUCGCUUGAUAUCUGGAAGAUUAAACCGCAGCAGGAUGGGGAGUUAGUUUAGCCUAGUGCAAUGGGUAAGUACCCAAGAAGGCUGAGCUGGGAAGCUUAGGGACGGUCGAGACUCUCCGCAGCAAGCUGGGUUUUCCCGCAUAUGUGUUCUUCAUCUAGUGCUAGCGUCGGUUGGGUUGGUUUUGAUAUGGUUUUCAAUUUCGUCGGGUCCGGAAACAAGCUCUUAUAACGAACAGCUGUGCAUAUUCUACGCGUGAGAUGGGGGUCGUUGUACAUGUACGUACAAACAUUCUCACUCGACAGUUCCAAUGCAACCGUUUCAUAUAGUCGAUAUCUACAUGGACGCGUCCAUUCAUCCCUUUGAAAAGAAAAGAAAUUAUGUGCAUUUCGUACUGCGUCAUAAGUUUAGCCUAUACCCCUUAAUUACACUCCCCCAGUUACGGAAUAUGAAAUCAAAAUGUUCACAUCUCGAUCUAGACAAUCAAAAAAAAAAAAAAAAAAAAAAAAAUCCUCAGCCAAACCCACUCACUUCAUUCAUAUUUCUCCAUAAGCUUAUUCCCCAGCACCUUAGCCGGAAACUCCUCUUCCCCCAGCGCCGUUGUAUGCGCCCAUGGCUUCAAACCAUUCUCUUGCCGAAUGGUAGCCGCGAAGCAAUCUGCCCAUUUCAACCGGGGAAAAGCUGCAUUUGCAUUUUCGAUCGUAGAUGGAUGGACGAGGUCCUCGUAAGUGCCAGUGUUGUCUAUUUUUCGGAGAAUGUCAGUCAGGGGUGGGGAGUGUUGGGGGGGGGAGGUGGUUGAGUUUAGAAAAGUGCGGCGGUUUAAGCAAAGUCAUCCCGCAGAGAGAGAAACCAACCAACCCAAACCAAGCACCGAGAUAUAUAUAAAAGGGGGGAAAAUAAGAAAUGGUAGAUCCACGAUACCGAAAAUCGUCGCUAACUGCAGCAACUGUCCCACCGCCGUAAUCUUCCCAACCUCACAUAGAUCCUAAUGUCGAAUUAAUCGCCUCCGCCACACUACACUCUCCGCCUGCUCAGCCGGCGCCACAGCCAUCUCUCCUCCUCCCCUCCUCCCCGCUUCAUAUCCCUCAACACCUCCGUCGCCAGCAUCCCCCCAUAAAACUCAAAGCUCAACCUCGUCCUCCGCAAGUCCUCGUCCGUCGUCCCAAUAUCAUGCAGCCUGCAGGCCAAGAAAUACGUCUCGUCACUAAAUGACCAGCUGGGAAACCGAUGGCGCUUUAUGGCUAGGCCGAAGUGGUAGACGCGCCUGCUGUGGUUGUAGGUUGGGGUGGGGAGGUGCUCGGAGGCGUAUGCUUGGAUACGGCUGGCUAGAGGAGUCUUCGGGGGGUCGGGGUAUCGGAGAUGGAGAGGGGCGGGGCGGGAGUGGUGGGCGCGGGGUAUUCGGGAGUGCUAGUGAGGAGGGCGGGGACGGAGGCGGGGACGGCUGUGAAGCCGUGGGUUGUCACUGGAUCGUCGGACGGGUUGGACAUCUCUGUUUUGUUUACCUUUUGGGGGGCUUUUCGUGGUUUGAGGGGAGAAUUAAAUUACAUAACCUUGAGUGGGGGGAAAUGGAAAUUCAUUUAGACAAAUGAAGCUUUUCAUUAUCUUAUUAUUGUCUGCGUGAUGAGAUCAUUAUCAAAAUUUUACACUUGUGCGCGCCGACGUCAUCGCAUUUCGAGAGGAAGUCAUUUGCUCAUAAGAGAACUGGCGCUAGGAAAAUACGAUCGAUCAAUGACAAGACAUAUCUUGGGGUCUGAAUAAUCUCUCCAAGGCCUUUCUCCAAGGCCUUCCUAGACUGAUACAGAACUCUGUAAGGGUGCUGAUUAACUAGCUACGUUACUAGUGAUAAGACCAGGGAUUUUUAUAUCUAUAUCAGACUCCAACGUAUGAAAGCCGACGAGCGUCUUCCGGAAAUGAAUAGGAUACGAUUUACUACCCUGGCAAUAUUCGAAGCGCUCCCAGUUAUAGCAAUAUGUAAUAAUAUGAACAUAGGAGACCGUUUAAGACAAGAUGCGAUGGCGGCCGCUCGUCUUCCUAGGAUAGGUAGUCUGGCCCGCGGGCUAUCCUUUCUCAUGUCGAACAGGUGAAUGUCGGACUCCGGAAUACUUGUCAGUAUACAUACCAAUGGGCAAUGCAAUGGUUGUUAUCUUCCCACCACCCCCUCCCUCCCUUAAGAUCCAGCCAACACAUAUCUGGUGAUGGCAGGGGGUGCUCUGCUCUGUUACCUUGUGUAACCAUGAGCCAUCCGAUGGUGUAUCGAGUGCCUAUCCCGGCGGCAAACGGCAGGUAGUAUGGCAUGGGUUGGGCUCAACUCGGAGAUUCGAUGAGAUGGAACAUCUCCGGAUCAAGGCAGAAAGGUCUCCCUGAAGCCAAUAAAGAAAAGACAACGAUGAAUAUACCAAUUGGGAGAAGUUUGAAAGAUGGGCAAAUAUACCCAUUUUGUAAUUGUUGUCCAGUAAGAGCAAAUUUCAUCAAAGUAACUGCUGGUUUCCCAUGUGGCAUUCAAGUCUAGGCUUGCACUCGUCCCUCCUCUCCUUGCCAUCAAGAAUACCCCUUCACAAGCUCCAUUUACUGCAGAGAUAUCGUGCUUCUUCGCUCACCAUCCACCCACUGCCUACCAAGUAUUUCUGGGACAAGAUGGUACCCUCAGUAUCCCAUGUGAAGGCAUGGCGGAAAGACUCGAUCUCCACCAUUGUAUGGGCGCGCGUCUGAAUCCACGCAUGGGAGUGGUGCAACGACACGCAAACUCCUUUAUUAUCUCCGCUCGUGAAACGGUAAUUUUCCGUGGAUAAUAUAGC